AGAAAGAGCCCCUACCUAACAGGGCUGCUGGGGAAGCGCAGUCCACAGGAAUCUGUCAUCAGUGUUAGAAGGAGUGGGUGCUGGAAGACAUGGGAAAAUGACAAGGGAAAAGGCUGGUAGGGGGCUGGGGAGAGGAGACCCGAAGGGGCCCUGAACAGGACAGCCAGGCUGGACCUCAGGUCAGCCAGGGAUGCUGGUGAUGGGUGGGGUUGGGGACCAGGGAUGGGCAUGGCUGGGUAGGAGCUGGGCACUCUGUCCUUACCCCUCAGAGCCCCUCUAAUUAAAUAGGACCGCCAGCUGUGGUGUGGAACAAGAUCACUGCCCCCUGCCCCCAGCUUUGCCCUGGAGCACAUGGAGCUGAGACCUGAUGCCAGCUACAAGGAGAAUGUGCCCCCCAGGCUGGCAACCUCCCUGAGGCCAGAGCCACAGAGACUCCGGAAGAGCCUGGGUGUCAGCUUGGGCAGUAGACAUGGCCGGUGGGUGCCCGUGGGCCCGGCUGAGAGGGGAGGGCCUGCUGCCACACCACGCCUGGGGACAGCGCUGCGCCAGGAGCCUUGCCAAGUCCAGAGCAACCUGACCAGCCCCAGCCCCAGCCCCAGCCUGGGCCUCAUCCUGAGGGACAGGACCGGCCGGCUGACCAACUCAAGCUUCCGGCAGCAGGUCAACCUGCAGUCCUUGGUUGGGAGACCCCAAGGGACAGCCCAAGACUUUGCGAUCCAGCAAAGUAACUUAUGCGCAAGGGAGACCCACACGGCUGAGUGUGGACGUCUCACCAGCCCCCAGCUCUGGUCAGAGCCUCAGGAGAGCUUCUCGCCCCUGAUGCCCCAGGGAAGCCCCCUACCACGAGGGCCACUGGCUCACCCAUCCUCCAAUCUGAGGCGGUCCUGGCUGCUGGCCACAGAUACCUCUUGCCCAGACAUCAAGCUUACUACAGGGCUGGCCCCACUCAAAGGGCCCACAUGGUCAGACCCCAGAUCCCAGUGUGGCCUGGGGGGCUGGACCUCCAGGCUCGUGGGGGAACCCCUGACCCUGAAAGACCUGGCUGUCCCUGCCCAGAUUGCGCCUCAGGCCCCAUCCCAAGCUGCCAUUCACCAGCUGCUGGUCUGCGUGCAACGCCUGGAGUGUGAGGCAGUGAGGCUCAGGUGCCAGGCAUCCUGGGAACCCCCAGGCCCUGUGCGGAAGGAGCCCUGGACCAGAGCUGGCCAGACACUCCCUGUCUGCUCCCGGCCCUGCCAGCCUGUUCUUGAUUCCUGGGAUGAGAGGAGGAGACACUCCCGAGGCCUCAGGGGAACUCCCGGUUUCCCAGAGACACAGGAGGCCCAGGAGGGUCUCUCAGACUCUCAGGCAAGCAGCAAGCAUGCAUCACUGAGGAUCACUCUGGAGAUGCUGCCUGGGGAUGCCCUUGAUCCUGAGCAGGUGGUCCUUUCUGCCUGCCCCCUAAGGCAAGGAGAGCAGUGCUUCCCAGGGACUACACAUGGAAGGAGGGAACAGGGCCUCAAGGGAGUGGAUCAGCAGGGAGAAAGAAAGGUCAACUUCCGGGCCGCCAGGCAUAGCCUCCAUGAGGAGUGCCCUGCAGGAGCCCUUUUUUAUGGGAUUUCCAAGGCUAGCCCUCUGCAGAGGAAAGUCCUCCCAGUGUCCAGCCAGUGGAGCAUCACCCUCCAUGCUGGAAAGGCAAUCUGGCAGUGGCUGUCCAGAUGUUUCAGAGCAUGGUGGUGCUGGGCACAGCGGCGGCAGGCAGUGGCGGCGGCCGUGGCGCUGGGCCGGCGGCAGCUGUUACGCAGGGGUCUGCGGGCACUGCGGUGGGGACUGUGGCUCCGGGAGGCCCAGCUGGAUGCGGCAUGGGAGCGACACACACAGGCCCUGCUGGCCCGGACCUUCCAGAAGUGGAGACACUUGAUUCAGCAACACAAACAAGGGCAGCCUCACGUCCAGGCUGGGCCAAGACCUCUGUCCUCCGGGGCCAGGGAGGGCAUCAGUUUCUAUCUGGGCAACUUCACUCUCAGUCCAGGGAGUUUGAGAGAGGAGGCGGGAGCCCAGUCGAUUCCGUUGUGUUCUGGGCUGAGGCCAGAUGGAGGAGAGAGGAGAGUCCCGAUCCUGCAGGCUCUGCAACAUCUGGCUGUCUUCCUCCUGUGGUGCCAUCAGAAGGAAUGGGCCAGGCAGGAGAAGGGGGUCCAGGGAGAGGCCUCCCAGGCCACGCUGAGGACUCAGAGGAUGGGGAGGCCCCCCCACACCUGGCGUUCUCCUGCUGCAGGUGCAGCCUGGGUGGCCCUACUGGACCCUCAGCACCGGAGAGCCUGGCUCUGCAGGUGCUUUGGGGCCUGGCAGCGUUUCGUGCAAAGAGGGACCCGGUACCGGGACUACGUGGCCAACCGCCAGGCAGGGACCCUGAGGACGUGCUUGCAGCAGUGGGUGCAGAUGAAGCAGCUCCGGGCCUCAGAUGGUGCGAAGGUGGCCCAGCUGUCCCUUUGUUGGCAGAAGGCAGGGAACAUGGUUCUCUUCAGCUCAGUCCCUGGAGGGGCCACAGCCCAUGGGCUGAGGUUCAUGGCCGCAGCCCGGGUGCUGCCUCAGGAGCAAGGCCAGGGCUCCCUGCAAGAAGCCUGCCGGAAGCUGGCCCUCCAGCGGGUGCUGUUGCUCUGGAGGACACGGCUGUCCCAGCGCCAGCGGGCGGAUGUGCUGCUCAUGAAGGUCACCCUGGGACUUUGGGAAGCCCAGACAGCACCCAGACCAGUAAAGCAGAAUCUUCAGGGGUGGGGCCCCAGUGGACCCCGGUAUCUCUUAGAGUCCUGGGUGGUCCCAGUGUGCAGCCAGUCUGGUGGUGCCCAGCUCUGUGCCUUUCCAGCAGCCCCAGCCACAGGUGAGGUGCGACCCCAGCACUCCCCUGCCCCCUCCUGUAGCUCCUUCUUCGAGGGCGUGCAAUGGCGGGCACUGAGGCACAUCCUGAGGGGCUGGCGCCUGAGAGCACAGGAUCCGGGCAGUGCCAGGAUUGCCUCGGCCCCAGAUCCGCCGCCAGGCCACAGCACACACCGGAGAAGCUCCCAGGACAAGGCUUCCAGGGCCCCCGCCCUCCUGGAGAUGCUCCAGUUGAGCUUUCUGUGGGCAGCGGGUCGGCGACAGCAGGGGCGAUGCCUUCUGCUCUGGCGGGCGCAGGCCCAGCAGUCCCGGGACGCAGCGAGGUGGCACCAGAGCACACUUCAGAGGCGCAUCCUCCUUGACUGGAGCCACUGGGCAACAGCCCAAGGGGCCCAGAGAGAGCUGGCUGCCCGCUGGGCCUGGGAUCGGAGGGGCAGGGCUGCCCUGGGCCUGUGGCGGCAGCGGCUGGUACAGCAGCGGGAGGUGGAGCGGCGGGCCCGGGAACAGGGCCGGAGACUGCAACGACGUGCCCUGGGCCACUGGCACUUCUACUGGCAGAGACAGGUGUUCCUGCAGGAGAAGUGCCAGCGGUGGGUGCAGGCCCGCCUGCAGGGCCUGCGGAGGGCCAUGUUCUGGGGCUGGCAGCAGGCAGCAGCUCGCCGGAGACCCGUGGUGGCCAGUCCAGAGCAGCUCCUACUGCAGAGGUGGGUGGGCCUGGGGGUGGGAGUGCGAGGGUCAUCCCCACCCCAGAAGCAGCAGGGAGAGUGCCUAGGGAUGGGAGGCUGGGUGGCCUCUGCAGCUCGAGACACAGGCCAGGCUGGAGACCUGGCAUCCAGGCAACAGGGGCAUGAAAGGAGAUCCCAGCCUGGAGUCAAAACCACCAAGCUUCCAUUCUCCAUGUUGUUCAGGAGGUGGGGGAUAGCCUGGUGUGGAGUCGUGAAAGCCUCCUGGGCUAAGCAUCCAGCCUUCCAAGAUGGUCUGAGCAGACGGAUACCCAGUGCCACGUUUGCCAGUGAGGCCCCAGUGGCCACAGCCCAGCCUUGGGAGCUGCGUGCGGCCCGGGCCUCCUGCUGGAGAAGCCGAGAGCAGAGGUGCCAGGCAGACAGGCAGCUGAGGAGGACCUGGGCCCAGCAGGCCUUCGUUGCAAGGCGAGUGGCCCCAGGCCAGUGUCGCAAGGCCUGUCGGCAGGCAGGAGAGAGCUCCAGGGCCCAGGCCCUUUGCUGGAUGCUGUGGGCACCAGGCUGGGACCAGGCGCUUCCUGCGAACCCACUGGGCCCAGUGGCGGACAGCACUGUUCAGAGUGUGGCUAGAACCACAGGCGGAGGUCCAGAAGGCCAGCAGAGCCCACCCGGCCAGGCCCAGGGCCAGCUUCCGGUGCUGGACUGGGCUGGCCACCAGAGGGCGCCUCCUGGUGCUGAUGAACCCUCCAGCCCUGAAGAGCCAGACUCGCAGCAGCAGGCCAUGGACCAUGGGGCCCAGCCCAACCCAGCACCGCAGCCCCAGUGGACAGAUGCAGGGAGAAGCGUCCUGGGCUCAGAUUCAACCUCCAGAAGCAUUGGGGCAGGCCCGGCUGCGCCGGCUGCAGAGCUCCCAGCAGGCCAGGCUCCAGGCAGCCAUGUGGCAGCGCUGGGUAGAUGCUCAGGGGGCGGAGAGGCUGGCGCAGACACUGCCCUAACCCCUGGACACGCUGUCUCUCCAAGUUUGGUCUUUGAACCUACCAAGCCUGAAACCUUGGGAACAGGACCAGGGACCUGCACUGUUAGCACAUCUCUGACGACAUCCCCUUGUCACACCCCCUUUCCCCCCGCGCCGGGGCUUUUAGCCUGGAGCAGAGGGAAUGGCCCCCUCUUCCCUCAGGGCUGCAGGUGGGAAGAGGCAGCGGAGGGGCUGGGGGCUGCUGGGGAUAGUGGUGGGCCCACUCAGGGCCUCCUAGCAACUGUCCCCACAGCUCAGGCAGUGGCACCUGAGAUGGGUCUGGCGACUGUGGCGGUGGCGCGUCCUGCGGUUGCAGGUGGCUCAGCGGUUCCAGAGUCAGGAGGACGGCCGGGUCCUUUCCCAGGUACCGGCGGGGGCCCCAUCUCCAGCAGGCCCUUCCCAACAGGGCCACACCUGAGCAUUCCUGAGCUGUGCCCUCCCUGGCGGCUGUCCCCAGAGCCUCUCCGUUUUCAGGGAGGGGUCAAUUCAGCCUUUAAGAAGUAGCACCAGUGUCUGGCAGCCAGGGGCCUGAGGACCAGAGCCAGCAGCAACGUGAGGCCCUGGGGCAAGGCAGGCCUCAGGAGGCCUGGAAGCAGGCUGGAAGCUGCCAGAGCCCCAGCACUGGGUGGACCUGGGGCGGAGAAGGGGGCCCAGCUGCAGCUGUGA
Messenger RNA from Bubalus bubalis (water buffalo), 5211 nucleotides. It is a transcript of the gene C5H1orf167, whose product is annotated as chromosome 5 C1orf167 homolog. The record is from RefSeq and is a predicted model, not a curated record. The transcript has 22 exons. Lineage: Eukaryota; Metazoa; Chordata; Mammalia; Artiodactyla; Bovidae.